This is a messenger RNA of Phlebotomus argentipes, 1168 nucleotides long. Its product is annotated as deoxynucleoside kinase. Bases 201 to 971 code for a protein of 256 amino acids. Lineage: Eukaryota; Metazoa; Arthropoda; Insecta; Diptera; Psychodidae. The record is from RefSeq and is a predicted model, not a curated record. Gene Ontology annotation, cellular component: mitochondrion; cytoplasm. Gene Ontology annotation, molecular function: deoxynucleoside kinase activity; ATP binding. The transcript has 3 exons. Gene Ontology annotation, biological process: nucleobase-containing compound metabolic process.
UCAUUGGCAAUGGCGUCGUGAAGGAGGUGCUGGUGAAAUAAACCAAAACAAAUUAAUUAAUCGUUGUUUCUACAAUUGCGAUAAAUGAUGAAAUAUAUCAUUUAGUUCCUCAGAUUCACGAAUUCGAUGUAUAUACAGUGUAAUCUCUGUUCUGCAGUGUCAAAUAUUAUACGGAGAGAUCUCUGUGUAAUUCCUGCACAAUGAUGCGAAAUCUCUGCAGAUUCCUAUCGACAAUGGCCAGCGGACGAGCUAAGUUCUGUGCCCAGGGACAGCCUUUUACGGUGUUCAUCGAGGGCAACAUCGGGAGUGGCAAGACGACCUUCCUGAACCACUUCAAGAAGUACCAAGACUCCGUGUGCCUUCUCACGGAACCCGUGGAGCAGUGGCGCAACUGCGGCGGAGUCAAUCUCCUGGAUCUCAUGUACAAGGAGCCCUACAGAUGGGCCAUGCCCUUCCAGACUUACGUUACCAUCACGAUGCUGAACAUGCACGUGCACCCCACGGACAAGUCCGUGAAGCUGAUGGAGCGCUCCAUGUACAGCGCGCGCUACUGCUUCGUGGAGAACAUGGUGCGCUCGGGAAUGCUGCACCCAGGCAUGUACAACAUCCUGGAGGAGUGGUACAACAGCAUCGAGUCCAUGGUGAACGUGCAGGCGGAUCUGAUUGUGUAUCUGCGCACGGAUCCCGAGGUGGCCUACGAGCGCGUCCGGGCGCGCGCGCGCUCCGAGGAGAGCUGCGUGCCGCUCGAGUAUCUGCGCGAGAUCCACGAGCGCUACGAGAACUGGCUGAUCCACGGCCAACACCACCGCCCGGCGCCCGUGAUGGUGCUGGACGGGAACCUGGACCUCAGCCUGAUCGGCGACGAGUAUGUGCGAUCGGAGAGCAGCAUCCUGAAGCCCAUCCUGAUCGAGAACACCAAUCGCCAGCCCAUUCUGGCGUCGCCCAGCAAGCAGACCAAGGAAAACUUCUAGCAUUUGCAGCAUUUCCAAUUAUAACUUAUUCCCCUAGAAGUGUAUUUUGUAAGAGUGUGAUUUAUGCAGAUAUUGAGGAAUUUCUUGGGAAGGAUGUGUGAAGGCUUCCCCUGAUUUUGUGGAAUUUCAGAGGCAAUGAGAAAUAAAUUGUAGUGAGACGAACUUUUGUAAUAAAAAGUGUAACUCUUUAUCCUGAA